This is a messenger RNA of Tuber melanosporum (Perigord truffle), 1071 nucleotides long. RefSeq lists its product as uncharacterized. Bases 137 to 940 code for a protein of 267 amino acids. The transcript has 3 exons. Gene Ontology annotation, cellular component: cytosol. The record is from RefSeq and is a predicted model, not a curated record. Lineage: Eukaryota; Fungi; Ascomycota; Pezizomycetes; Pezizales; Tuberaceae. Gene Ontology annotation, molecular function: oxidoreductase activity.
CAACCCACUCCUCUCCCCUAACAAAUCAGCCGGUUUGUGUACACAUUAGUCUACAUAGACAUCUCUCCCAACUUGCAUGUUCUUCCCCCGCCUAUUCCGCACCCCCACCACAUACGCUCGUGUUUUCUCCCUUCGGAUGUCUCAUUCCGCAAUGCCCGCUCGCCUAGCGGGUAAGAUUGUCUUGAUCACUGGUGCCUCCUCUGGCAUCGGUCGUUCAACCGCAAUCGAGUUUUCUAGGACUUCCCCUACAAUAAAAUUGAUUGUUACUGCACGAAGGGAAGAAGCUUUGAAAGAGCUUGCCGCAACAAUUGAGAAGGAGAGUGUUGGAGCCACAAAGGUGCUGCCUGCUCGUCUGGAUGUCUCUGAUCCAGCGGAUGUGAAGGGAUUUUUGGCCAGGCUUCCCGAGGAGUGGAGAGAGGUGGACGUUUUGGUCAACAAUGCGGGUCUUGUUAAAGGUGUUGAAACAGUUGGGAGCAUCGCAGAAGAGGACAUUGACGUCAUGUUCUCCACAAAUGUCACUGGACUCGUCAACAUGACCCAGCUCAUCAUUCCAGGCUUCAAAUCUCGCAAUCGCGGGGACAUAAUAAACGUCGGUUCCAUCGCUGGUAGGGAACCAUACGCGGGUGGAAGUAUCUAUUGUGCAACCAAGGCUGCCGUUCGCAGCUUCACUGAUUCUCUGAGAAGAGAAUUGAUCUCUACGCGGAUCAGAGUUAUGGAGAUUGACCCCGGACAAGUCGAAACCGAAUUCUCAGUCGUGAGGUUUAGGGGUGAUAGGGCUAGAGCCAAUAGUGUAUAUGCCGGAUGCGAACCACUUACCUCGGACGACAUCGCUGAAAUCAUCGUCUUCGCCGCCGGCAGAAGGGAGAAUGUUGUUCUUGCCGAUAUGAUGGUUUACCCGAGCCACCAGGCAGGCGCCGGAGCGAUCCACAAAAAAUCGUAAAUAGGGGGCAUUUUUUUCCCCCUUCCCAAUAAACCCGUCCAAUAAACUCUACCAGAGGAACACCUUCUGAGUUCCUAAUUGUUAUAAGUUGCCAUGACCCUCGAGGGGCCUAGAAAUCAAUCGAUCAAUCC